Molecule: messenger RNA, 3325 nt
Organism: Beta vulgaris subsp. vulgaris (sugar beet)
Lineage: Eukaryota; Viridiplantae; Streptophyta; Magnoliopsida; Caryophyllales; Amaranthaceae
Exons: 10
Coding region: 159-2966 (935 amino acids)
Biological process (GO): negative regulation of DNA-templated transcription
Molecular function (GO): acyltransferase activity, transferring groups other than amino-acyl groups; transcription corepressor activity
Source: RefSeq, a predicted model, not a curated record
UAAUUUCAGACUCUCAGUCAAUUUAAUUUGUCAGAAACUCAAAAAUCAAAUUCCUUAACGAAAACUUUCGAAUCUCUCUCCCUCUCUUUCUCUCUCCAAUUUUUUCCCCCAAAUUCUGAGUUUCGCCAUUAUUUCACAACCUCACAUUCUCUCUCCAGAUGAAUGCGCGGAAGCUGCUGCUGCACGAGAAAGUUGAGGUGCGACAACUAGAGGAUGGUUUGGGGGGGUCGUGGCACCCUGGCUUAGUUGUUGGCGUCUCAGAUUUGUGCCGCAAGGUCAAGUAUGAUGAAUUGCUGUGUGAUUCAGGAAAGUCCAAGCUCAUAGAGUCAAUACCUGUCACUGGGGCGAUCGAGGGUCUCUACCACCGUCCGUGUGUUAAAGCUAACUAUCGGGGUCGCAUUAGACCCAUACCACCUCUUUCACAACCUUCUGCUGCAGAUGCAAAUUUAACUUUUGGAGUCUGUGUUGAUGUCUUGUUUAAGGAAGCAUGGUGGGAAGGGGUUAUCUUUGAUAGUGAUGAAGGUGCAAAAGAGCGCUGUGUUUAUUUUCCUGAUGAGGGUGAUGAACGUGUAUUUAAGUUGACUGAUUUGCGUGUUACUUCUGAAUGGGAUGAGUUCACUGGUCAGUGGAGAGAAAGGGGUGUUUGGGUGUUAGUGAAUCUUGCCAAGGAGCACAAAAAAGAUGGUAAUCUAUUGCGUCUUGUUAGGCGUGUCUGGUCCCGCUUGAAAGUACAUUAUGGGUUCCAGAAAAUGAUUUCGGAUUGGACCUGUGGUGCAUAUUGUGUGUGGAAAGAAUACUUUAGGGAAGUUAUUGUAGAUAUGACCACUGAACCUGGAGAAAAGGGCCUUGCUUCUCCUACUAAUUCUCAAAUGCAUACAGUGAAGAAAAGAAAGCGCAGAUCUAAGAGAUCUCAAGUGACUUUUCGUAAUGCUUCUGUGCUCACUAGGUCAAUGCAGAAAAGAAAAGAGAAAGAAUUUUGUCUUGCAGUUAGAACACGGCGUAUGUGUUUGAGUGAGACAGAGGAUUCUUUGACUGCUGCUUCCAACAAAAGCAGCCAUUUGACGGAUGGUCAUUGCAUGCAAAGUCAAACAGUGAUAGCUGAUGCUUAUGUAAAUGCUGAGGAUUUAAAGGCUGUUAAUAGCGGUGUGUUCGAAGACAUACCAAGUGAUUUUUGUGGUCUGAUAAGUGCUAGAGAUCUGGGUGAGGGAUGCCGUCACAGGAAGAUGUCUCAAAAAGACAGUGUUCCUUCCAGAAACCCUCGCAUGUCUGAAAAUAGUACGAAGAUGCUUCAAAAUAAUCGUUUUAGAAGGAAGUUGCAGUUGGCUGAAGACAAAUUGGCUCCAAGAAAACUGAUGUCCUCACCACUAUCCAGUCACAAGUUAGAAAGGUAUACAAGCUGUGCCUGUAGAAUAACAAGGCAGAUGCAUGAUAAAUUGCCCUUAGAGUUGCAAGAUAAUGAUUCCGUCUACAAAAGAAGAGAACUAAUUUUACCAAAGCAAAAGAAGAGUGGCAUUGUUAUGAGAUAUCCUGUUCAUAGAAAAGGAAGACAAGUUACAAUUUGUAGACGUACUAUUGUGAAGAAAAGAAGUCCCAAGAGGAUAAAAAAAAAAUAUCCAAGGAAGACUCAAGAGUCUGGUGUUAAAUCUAAACCCACUUUGCAGAAGGGAUUGGAGGCCUCAAUAUCACAACAUAACAAAGCCAGUCUUUUGGGCAGUCUAUGUGAAGGGAUUCCAUCUGUCUCAGCCUCUUGUCAAGAUCAUGGGUCUCAAGAUACUUUAGAUAGUCCUCGUAAACAGAAGGGUAAGAAGGGUAGAUGCCAUGACUCAGUUUGCUUAGUUUGUCAGUAUGGAGGCGAACUACUUCAUUGUGAUCACUGCCUGUCUUCAUAUCAUUUGACCUGCAUCGACCUUAAGGAAGUUCCUGUUGGAGAAUCAUUCUGCCCAUCUUGUCAUUGUGGAUUAUGUGGUUUGGAACAUUCUGCCAAUGAUGAUCAACUAUAUACUCAAGUGUGUUAUCAGUGUAGUCGCCGAUAUCAUGUGGCUUGCCUAAACAAAGCACAAACAUCAUCCUCUGAAGACUCUUUCUUGGACAAAUUUUGCAGCAGAAGCUGUUUUGAGAUAUGUGUUCGCCUUCAUGAACUCUUGCAAAUUUCAAACCCAACAGCGGUGGAAGGCUUAACUUGGACGAUUACAAGAUCUAGAAGAAAUGAUUGUAAUGUACACAAUGAACGAGUUCAUCCUCUCAUUCAGGUGUCUCAAGUUCUAAAUGUGUUCCAUGAAUGCUUCGAACCUAUUACUGAACCCCACACUGGGAGAGAUCUAGUUGCUGAUAUAGUUUACAAUUCUGGGUCAAAAUUCAGGCGACUGGAUUUCCAUGGAUUCUAUGUAAUAGCUUUGGUUGAUGGCGAGGAACUUGUUUGUGCUGCUACUAUCAGAAUCCAUGGCAAGAAAGUGGCAGAGAUGCCACUGAUAGCUACACGUUUUAAGUAUCGUCGAAAGGGUAUGUGCCGGCUUCUUGUGGAUGAGCUAGAGAAGAUGCUUGUUGAAAUGGGGGUUGAAAUACUGGUCCUCCCAGCUAUUGCUCAGCUCAGUAAUACUUGGGUUUCGUCAUUUGGUUUUGCGGAGAUACCAGCACCUUCAAGGAGAGAAUUGCUGGGGUAUCCAUUUGUUGUUUUCCAGGGGACCACGAUGUUUCAGAAAAUUCUCAGAAGAUCAGUUUCAGCAGAUGUUUUACCAGAAACAGGAAAGGCGAAAAGGACUCGAGCCAGAUUUGCACAGGAUUCCCUCCCAGAGCAUGAGAUCAACAGGAAGUUCAUUCUACAGUACAAGCGAAGAGGGAAACCAGAAGCUCCCGGUAGGAGGAAGACAGUGUUGGAUAAAUCAGACAGGAAUCAGUCCACCACAUACAAGUGUGUAUACAAGCGGCGAAGGAUUCAAGCGAGCAGAGAUGCUAUUAUUAGCCAAUAGUUGGAGCUUAUAACUCCAGCAAUUGUAUAUUAGUAAGGGAAUUAGUCCCCAGUGAAUGCUGCCUUUGUCCUUCAACUUUUUAGAAGAUGGCAACGGGAAAUAGAAAAUGCGUCAGGCAACAAAGCGUCAGGCAACUGCUUUUUUUCGCGCGAAAAUACUCAGAGAAAUAAAAUAACCCAUAGAUUAAUCCCACGAAAACAGAUUGUGGGAGAGGAUUAACUUAGUGAAGGUAAUAAUCGCUAUUGUAACUCAACUUGGAAUAAGAAUUCAUGUAAAGGGUAAUAAAGAGAGCAAUUAAUUGGGUGACUCAGAAGAAUAUAAUCAGCUAUUAUAGCAAGACUGGGUUGUUGUUGACUUGA